Selaginella moellendorffii is the source of this 933-nucleotide messenger RNA. RefSeq names its product F-box only protein 6. Gene Ontology annotation, molecular function: protein binding. The record is from RefSeq and is a predicted model, not a curated record. NCBI's taxonomy places the organism in Eukaryota, Viridiplantae, Streptophyta, Lycopodiopsida, Selaginellales, Selaginellaceae. The transcript has a single exon. The coding region runs from base 1 to 933 and encodes 310 amino acids.
AUGAAGAGGUUAUUGCCAGAGGAGAUUUUGGAGCUAGUCUUGCUGCGGCUCCCGUUCUCCAGUGUGGUCACCUCAAGAUUGGUGUGCAAGGAAUGGAAAUCAAUAGUGGAUUCACCCAGCUUUAUGCGAUGCUACAGCGACAACGCCAAGAUAAUCGAGGAAAUGGAGAAGAGUGACAUCCCAACUUACAGAAUAAUCGACAGUAACAACAAGAUCAUGCUUUGGACGGGCCAGGCCUUCUUGAGCGUAGACUCUUACAACCAAGGGUUGAUGGUGGCGUACUCUCUGAAGGAAGGCCAGUACUACGUGGGCAAUCCAUUCUUCAACAAGUGGAAGAAAAUCCCAAUGCUAGAACACUCCUCCCACCAUAGGGUUCGAAUCUUUGUCAAUCAGGAGAGCUACAAGCUCGUUGCAUGGGAAGACCUCGGCUCGGUUCUGACAUUUUCUCGAGGUCAAACGUGCUGGUCAAAGACCGAGGGUUCUGGGUUCACUACUGAUCCGGUCAUGAUUGACGAUAAGAUCUUUGUUGUGGACACUGUCAAGGAGAGAUUGAUCAUGUACACAGAAGGUGGCAGUUUCUCUUACAGGGCUUUGAGAAUUGGGUGUAAAUAUUCCGUGUAUAUGAACUUAGAUUGCAAGACUUAUCUGCGAGCUUGGGAGAGGAAAUUAUAUGCAGUAGUGAUAAUAGAGAAUGCUCCUUAUAGCACGAAGGUCAGGAUUUGGGAGAUUCCUGACAAGGUGAAACUUGUGAGCGAGAAAGUGUUUGAUGUGGCAGUGGGACUUGCUCUCGAAGUAGGCAGUGGGCAGUACUUAAAUUUUUCAACUUCAGAUGGUUUUACGUGUUCUUAUGAUAUGAAGGUGAACAACUCUUGGGAGAGUAGAAGAUCUCGUGAUGUGUCUCCCAUCUCAGUCAAAUAUUAUCCAAACUUAUGA